Cercopithifilaria johnstoni is the source of this 1146-nucleotide messenger RNA. Lineage: Eukaryota; Metazoa; Nematoda; Chromadorea; Rhabditida; Onchocercidae. The record is from the annotation of a GenBank genome assembly.
AUGCUCUUCUAUUUGAGCAUUAUCAUAAUAAUAUCGCCACUAAAGUGCCUUGCUGUUGUUUACAUCGAAAAUUCCAUCUUAGGUGUACCAAAAGUAUCAUGUGAAGAAAGUGACUUAUCAUUGCAUGUGAUAACAGCAAAACCAUUUCAUGGUAAUAUAUUUGUAAAAGGAUGGGCUAAGGAUUCUUCAUGCAAGCAAUCUUAUGAUUAUAAUAAUACUAAUUCCUAUACGUUAUCACUCGGUAAAUGUGGUAUGCUACGUUUGCGCUCAGUUAAUCCACGUGGGAUUAAUUUUAUUGUAACAGUGAUUGUAUCAUUUCAUCCAGCUGGUUUUAUAACCAAAAAUGAUCGAGCAUUUCAUCUUAAAUGUUUCUACCUGGAACCGGAUACAAUUGUUACGUCAGCUCUUCAUGUCAGCCCAUUGGUAACAACAGAACUACAGGAUGAUUUAAAAUUUCCAACAUGUGAAUAUACCGUACGACGUGAUAGUAUUAAUGGGCCACAACUUACAUUUGCAAAUGUUGGCGAAACGGUAUUCCAUGUUUGGGUAUGUGAUGGCAUCGGUAUGGGAAUGCUUGUUAAAAAAUGUUUUGUAACCGAUGGAGAAGGCACUGAUCAUCAGGUUUUGGAUUCUAAUGGUUGUUCAUUAGACAAUUUUUUGCUAAGUGAGCUGGUAUACGAUACAUCAUCAUUAAUGAAAGCACAUGCUCAAAGUCAAGUAUUCAAAUAUGCUGAUAGUAAUCGAUUAUUUUUCACUUGUCAAAUUCAGUUGUGUCAAAAAACAAUGGGUUACUGUGAUGGAAUUACGCCACCAAAAUGUUCGAAGGAAGUAAGUGAUAGCGAAAAGCGCAAUCGUCGUUCGAUUUCGCAUUUGAAAUCAUCAUUAAACAACAAUAAUCAAUUAAGUGAUAACAAUCUUGAAAUGGAUAUUACUUCAUCGGAAAUGUUUAUUGGUGGAAUCGAUGAUAUGAUAAUUGAAACAUCAUCCUCAUGCUUUUCACCAUUUCUCAUUGCUCUCUCAAAUUUUGUUCUUUUCACUUUAGUUACCGUUCUUUUGAUUAUCGUUGUAGCAAUAAAGAAGGAAACACGGACAGCAAUCAUUUCUAUGACAUAUUUUAUCAUCUGUUAUAUAUUUUAUCAGAAAUAA